AUGUCCCAUCCGCCUCCUUCAAACAAACCGAACGAGCUGACGUUCGUGUUGGUGGAUGGCCAACAGCCACCCCAACGCAAGGCAGCCCCAAAGCUUUACCACAAAAAGUCCAAAACGGGUUGCCAAUUAUGCAGAACGCGCCGCGUAAAGUGUAAUGAAGCCAAGCCCACCUGCCACCACUGCCAACGCCUAGGCCAACUCUGCGUCUAUGACCGACAAGCACCUGGGGGCUCUCCUAGCACCGACAAAGAGGAGGAGACAGUGGGCACCGAAAGUGCAGUAGUAGUUGACGAGGGUGCCCCGAACGAUCGGCACUACCGGCACGGGUCGGGAAUAUUCAAACGCGAGUCCGAGGAGCGCCGACGGCUUGAGCUGAAGCUUCUAACCCAUUACUUCACGGAAACGGGACGAUCUAUUGCUGUAGACGAAGAAGGGAACCACUUCUGGGUUAAUGUAAUAUGCAGCAUGGCUUCUGAAUCUGACGCAUUGCUCUAUGCUAUAUACGUGCUUUCAACAUUACAUCUCAACAGAAAGGGGCAAUUCCCUGGCGCUGAACCGGAAGUCGUAAGGGCGUAUUUAAGUAUAGCCCUCCAACUGCACCAGAAGGACAUUUCAGAAAUCAGCAAGAGCAACUGCGACCACGUCUGCAUGACGUCGAAUAUUCUCCGCGUGUAUAGCUUCGCCGAACUGCAAGACCGACCUCUGGAUCCAUACGAGCCCCCAUCCGAGUGGCUUAGGAUGGUGGAGUCCAGUAGCAGUGUGUUUGCAAAAGCAUGGGACUUUUACAAGGAUGGGGGUAACCCGGAGCCUGUGGCGGUGAAGAUGGUAAAGACUCUCUCUAAUUCGCUUCGCAGCGCCGGUAGGCGAGCUAAGAGAGAGCACUUUGCGUACCUAAUGAGUCGGAAGAGCGAAUGUGAAAUGCAAGAGAGCUGGGACAACAGAGAUGUAGAAGCCUACGAGGCCACUGUCAUGUUCCUCGAAGGCGUCUGGAGUUCAUACUGCGAUAAGCUUGAGCCCAGAAGUAGCAUUGGGCGUAACGUCGCCUGUUUCCCGAUGCUGGUCCACAAGUGUUUUGUUGAGAAGGUCGAGGAGCGACAACCGCGGGCGUUGGUAAUGUUAGCACACUACUUUGCCCUGCUCACGAUCUUGCGUGAGGCAUGGUGGAUUGGCGAUGUUGGACAAAGGGAGGUCUACGCCAUUUUCAACGCCGUGCCAAGCGCAUGGAGGAGCCAUCUCACUUGGCCAAUGCAAUUCGUCAACAAAGAAAAGGAGUCUGAGGGGGGUUCGCGUCUAUGGGGGUAG
Clonostachys solani is the source of this 1302-nucleotide messenger RNA. NCBI's taxonomy places the organism in Eukaryota, Fungi, Ascomycota, Sordariomycetes, Hypocreales, Bionectriaceae. The record is from the annotation of a GenBank genome assembly.